Messenger RNA from Sclerotinia borealis F-4128, 2148 nucleotides. NCBI's taxonomy places the organism in Eukaryota, Fungi, Ascomycota, Leotiomycetes, Helotiales, Sclerotiniaceae. The record is from the annotation of a GenBank genome assembly.
AUGGCAUCCAUUAUACCCCUUAUUCUUUCCUCAUCAACUUUCUCGUGUUCAAGAUCGAACUCCAGAAAGUCAAGUCAUACGAGAAUCAAGUCGAAACUAUCGUCUAGCAUUGCGAGACGAAGUUCACAUACACCAUAUCGCGGAUAUAAUAAUUCUCGUGAGCAACUUCUCGUUCCAUCGGAUCAUAGCCUCGUCGAACCUAUUCACAAUUAUCAACAAGAGCCUCGUCCAUCAUCGCUUGAUCAGCACUGGUAUUGUCUGAAAUCUUCGAAAAGCACGAAGUCUCAGGCAAGUAACUCAAAUAAAGAAUUUGGGGGCUACUAUCUCCUUGCAGCGACAUCAAGAUCCGCCCCGUCAACGGAAACAUCACCCCGAUAUAAGAGAAACUCGGCACCAAUGGCGUCAGAUCCAGGUUCCGCUAAUGCAAAUACAAACAAUAUUUUCGGAGAGAGCUUUGAGUCCACCGCAACCGAUAUACGGGACGAGCGACGAAGAUCAUAUGGUAUUGGAGGAGCUGGGAAUAUCCUGUCUUCAGUAGCCCCUCACUUUCUCCAUCUACAUUUCCUGAUGCGAAGAGAGGAAGCUUUCUGUCGUGGUUUGGAAUGGGUAGCGGCAAAAAAGAUGGGAAGUAGCGAGGGAAAGGGGGAGGGGACACUUUGUGUUGGAAUAGAGGGAAAGCAUCAGAUUGAUGAUGAUGAUGAUGAUGAUGAUGAUGAAGAAGUUAUCGUCGAUCCUCGUAUUAAUUACAUGAGCGAGCUGCACACUACCCUGUCAUGGGAUCUGACUCCCGCCAUUGACCUUUUUCAUCGUCUCUCUACUCCGAUUACACCCAGUGUAAACGACAAGUUUUCCAUCUUCGACUCCCAACAUUUUUCACCAGAGAAUGAUUCCACAACUGCAGACAAGUGUGCCGUAGCCUUGGGUGAUUUCACACCAAUAUGGAAGUUCUUAGGUAUCGAUACUAGUACAAUUUGUCAAGAUUCUGAUUUUGAUUCAUAUGGAUCGAUACCAUCAUUUGCUUCUGGAGGCGUCUUUUCUGGUCUAGAUAGUCUACCAUCUUCUGCGACGGACGAUUCAGAUAGUCCGGAUAUCUUUGAAACCUAUGUUACGAAAACGAAAGAGGUACGAUGGAACGAUCAGGUUCCCGGAUCAAAAUGUCCGAAGCUGAAACGGCGGAGCACACGGGAUCUGGAAAAGAACUCGAAAGAACAAGCCUCGCCACGGCGGCAGAAGUUGUCCGGCAUUUCGCAAACGGAUGAGAGUAGCGGACUCGAAUCUGAGUUAGAAACACCUUCACGGUUAAAGUCUGCGGGAUUUCUAACCGAAGUUCCUAUUGUUAUAUCCCCUCUUUAUAAUUUGGCCUACGAAGAAAAAAUAAUGAAGAUAGCCAGGAAGCUAUCGGACCAAUAUGGUAUCGACAAAACCACACUUUUGAAUACCAAGACUAAUCUACAAAAUUCUACUGAUCCCGACGCCAUUCACGUAUUUGUCGAUUACAGCAACAUUAUGAUCGGGUUUCAACAUGCUUUGAAGACUGUCCGACGAAUUCCUCAGUGGAUGCAUACGAAAAUAGAUUCACCUUUCUCAUAUCGCUCGCUAGCAUUCAUCAUGGAGAGAAAUCGACCUGCUGCCCGCCGAAUUUUGGCUGGAUCCAAGUUGAACCACUCUCCAGUCGCAUCAGUUUUCGCUGAGGCCCAGAUAUGUGGUUACGAAAACAACAUUUUGGAUAGGGUGUGGAAAAACAGAGAGUUGACACCCAGGAAAGCACGGCGGGGGCGAGGCACUGGAUACCUCAACGGGCAGUCGAGUGGAUCCGAAACUCCAUACUCAAAUACUGCAACUCAAGGUUACCUCGAGCAGGGUGUUGAUGAGCUUUUACAUAUGAAGUUACUUGAAACUAUAAUUGAUUAUAAACCAUCAACGAUAGUUCUGGCAACUGGUGAUGGGGCUGAGGCAGAGUAUUCGGCAGGCUUUUUCAAGAAUGUCGAGAGAGCCCUUAUGAAAGGAUGGAAGGUUGAGCUCGUGGCUUGGAAGCAAGGCUUGAGUCACGAAUAUCAAUCAAAGGCAUUUGUACAAAGGUGGAAAAAUCAAUUUUCAGUUAUUUGUUUGGAGGACUUCAGCGAGGAGUUAUUGGCGACUUAUACUUAA